Molecule: messenger RNA, 447 nt
Organism: Diabrotica balteata
Lineage: Eukaryota; Metazoa; Arthropoda; Insecta; Coleoptera; Chrysomelidae
Source: the annotation of a GenBank genome assembly
UGUCAUGCUGUCAAAAUAUACGCAUGCGUUAAAGCCAUCUCUUUUCCAUUUUCUAGCUCGAAGAGGGCAAAAUGGUCCAACGAUUAGUCUUUAGAAGACGGUUGUCUUACAAUACAAAAUCCAACAGGAGGCGAAUUGUCCGCACUCCUGGUGGUAAACUCGUAUAUCAAUACCUGAAAAAACCCAAGAAGAUCCCCAGAUGUGGUCAGUGCAAAGACAAACUUAGAGGUAUUCUCCCUGCCAGACCUCAAGAAAGGUCUAGAUUGUGCAGAAGGAAGAAGACAGUUAAGAGGGCAUACGGUGGUGUCCUAUGCCACAAAUGUGUUAAAGAAAAGAUUGUUCGCGCUUUCUUGAUUGAAGAACAGAAAAUCGUAGUUAAAGUUCUUAAAGCCCAACAAGCUGUAGUUAAACCAUCUAAGAAAUAGAGCUAAUAAAUGUUUAAUUUUU